GGGAUAACAGGCAGGAAAAACCACCAAACAAGAUCCAUUUCCCUCCUUCCUAAUCGAUCUAAAACCUCCCAAACCUUUCCCUCUCUCACCGACACUCUCUCUGGCAGCAGAUCUCUCUCGCGUCUCUUACACCAGGGAGGGACAGAGAUCGCUACUAAAAAUAUCGGAAUGGGAGCGGUUUCAAAGUACUCAAAGGGCUGGAUCUGGUGGCUGAUCGUAUUUGGAAUCGCAGCGCUUGUAGUUACAGCCGCUGUACUCACGAUCCGAAAGAAAUCCCACCGUUCGAGGGAGGCAGCUCCCGUCCCGGGCCCACCCGGUGCCAUUGCCAAGAAAUACGCCGAAGCUCUCCGUAUUGCCCUCCAGUUCUUCGACAUCCAGAAAUCUGGUAAGUUGGUGGAUAACAAGAUUUCUUGGAGAGGGGAUUCGGCUCUGGAAGAUGGAAAAGAAGCGAGUUUGGAUCUAUCAAAAGGACUGUACGAUGCCGGAGAUCACAUUAAGUUCGGUUUGCCUAUGGCUUUCACGGCAACUGUGUUGUCGUGGACGAUUCUUGAGUAUGGUGAUCAGAUGAAUGCAGUGAAGGAGCUCGCAUCUGCACAAGAUUCACUCAAGUGGAUCACAGAUUAUCUGAUCAAUUGCCAUCCUUCUGAGAAUGUUCUGUAUAUUCAGGUGGGUGAUCCUGAUGUAGACCACAAAUGUUGGGAGAGGCCUGAAACCAUGGCUAAGAAAAGGCCUCUCACACAGGUGAACACAUCUUCUCCAGGAACAGAGGUUGCAGCAGAAACUGCAGCAGCUCUGGCAGCAGCUUCUCUUGUGUUUAAAACCUCUGACGCCACAUAUUCGGAUACACUGCUUCGGCACUCCAAGCAACUAUUUACCUUUGCUGAUACUUACAAAGGUUCUUACAGUAUCAGCAUUCCUCAAGUCCAGAAGUUCUACAACUCUACAGGCUAUACAGAUGAACUCUUGUGGGCUGCUGCCUGGCUCUAUCAUGCAACUGGGGACCUUUCAUACCUCAACUACGUCACUGUACAAAAUGGCAAUGACUUUGCUGAUUGGGGCAGUCCAUCAUGGUUUAGUUGGGACAACAAGCUUGCAGGAGCGCAGGUUCUUUUGUCAAGGGUAAGCUUCUUUGGCUCAAAGAAGACCUCAAAUGCAGAGAACUCUGGUCUUCAGAAAUAUAAGCAAACAGCCGAUGCGGUUAUGUGUGGUCUUCUACCAAAUUCUCCGACAGCCACUUCCAGUAGAACAGAUGGUGGUUUGGUAUGGAUAAGUCAAUGGAAUUCUCUGCAGCAUCCUGUAGCCUCUGCAUUCCUUGCUGUUGUUUACAGUGAUUACAUGCUCUCAUCUCGGACCGCAACUCUGUCUUGCAGUGGGGCUUCCUACACACCCUCCGAUCUCCGCAAAUUUGCCAUUUCGCAGGCUGAUUAUGUCUUGGGUGACAAUCCGUUGAAGCUGAGCUACCUCGUUGGAUACGGGAGUAAGUACCCACUUCAGGUGCACCACAGGGGUGCUUCAAUUCCAGCAGACGACACAACAGGCUGCAAUGGCUUCAAGUGGCUGAAGUCGAAAGAUCCCAAUCCUAAUGUCGCUAUGGGGGGGCUCGUGGGCGGGCCAUUCCUGAAUGACACCUUUAUUGAUGACCGGAACAAUUCCAUGCAAACGGAGCCCACAACUUAUAACAGUGCAGUUGUCGUGGGCCUCCUCUCCGGCCUGGUCACUACCUCCUCUGUGGUCCAGUCGUUCGUCUAAGUCCACGUGCAUUCAUUGCUGGCGGGUGAUCUUGUUGUUGUAUAUACAAGAAGUGUUCGUCACUAAAUUCGGCUGCUCAUCUGUGCAUUAUUUUCACAAUAUUGGCGCAAGUUCUGCUAUUUUGGCACGUAUCCAUCUUCCACCAUUACUUCAUGUAUGGUCGUCUCGAGUGAUUAGAGUGGAAAGGGUAGUUUGGUCAUUUUAAUACAUGGGUAGCCCAUGAAGAGGAUUGCAUGAUACAAGAACCCAUCUUGGUGGGAUUAUUCUUUUGUUGUAACCUUUCGAUGAUUGUGCAUGCUUUUUUUCUUUUCUUUU
Molecule: messenger RNA, 2064 nt
Organism: Magnolia sinica
Lineage: Eukaryota; Viridiplantae; Streptophyta; Magnoliopsida; Magnoliales; Magnoliaceae
Product: endoglucanase 24-like
Exons: 6
Coding region: 169-1749 (526 amino acids)
Biological process (GO): carbohydrate metabolic process
Molecular function (GO): hydrolase activity, hydrolyzing O-glycosyl compounds
Source: RefSeq, a predicted model, not a curated record